CCCGGUGCGGGCCCAAGGGAGGCCUCGUGCAGCUGGCAGCCCCGCCCCGGCGCCCGCCGGCUGUUCUCGCGGGUCCGGACCGCGAGCGCGGGGGCCGACGGGUCGCCGCGGCGCCGGGCAGGGUGGGGAACGGAUGGCGUUCACCGCGCUGCUACAGGCCGGCCUGGCGCGGGUGCUCUUUUACCCGACGCUGCUCUACACCCUGUUCCGGGGAAAGGUGCCAGGUCGGGCGCACAGGAACUGGUACCACCGCAUUGACCACACAGUGCUGCUGGGGGCGCUGCCGUUGCGGAAAAUGACGCGCCAGCUGGUACAGGACGAGAACGUGCGCGGGGUGAUCACCAUGAACGAGGAGUAUGAGACAAGGUUCCUGUGCAACUCUUCACAGGAGUGGAAGAGACUUGGAGUCGAGCAGCUGCGGCUCAGCACAGUAGACAUGACUGGGAUCCCCACUUUGGCCAACCUCCAGAAGGGAGUCCAAUUUGCUCUCAAGUACCAGUCGCUGGGCCAGUGUGUCUACGUGCAUUGUAAGGCUGGGCGUUCCAGGAGUGCCACUAUGGUGGCAGCAUACCUGAUUCAGGUGCACAAGUGGAGUCCAGAGGAGGCUGUAAGAGCCAUCGCCAAGAUCCGAUCACACAUCCACAUCAGGCGUGGCCAACUGGAUGUUCUUAAAGAGUUCCACAAGCAGAUUACUGCAGGGGCAGCAAAGGAUGGGACUUUUGACGUUCAAAGACAUGAUGUAUAUGGAUUAGAAAGAACUCAAGACAAUCCUGCUUGAUACAUAAUUAAAAAGUUAACAGGAUCAACUGGGCUUAAGCCCAGAUUUGAUAUAACAGAAAUGUACCAAUAGGUAACAGGUAAUUUUGCUUCCUCUGUCUUAUUUCAUUUUCCUGAAAUGACAUUGUUGUGCGGCUAGAAAGGAAAA
This is a messenger RNA of Callithrix jacchus (white-tufted-ear marmoset), 925 nucleotides long. RefSeq names its product protein tyrosine phosphatase mitochondrial 1 (gene PTPMT1). The record is from RefSeq and is a predicted model, not a curated record. Gene Ontology annotation, biological process: protein dephosphorylation. Lineage: Eukaryota; Metazoa; Chordata; Mammalia; Primates; Cebidae. Gene Ontology annotation, molecular function: phosphatidylinositol-4,5-bisphosphate 5-phosphatase activity; phosphoprotein phosphatase activity; phosphatidylglycerophosphatase activity. Gene Ontology annotation, cellular component: mitochondrion.